Nannospalax galili (Upper Galilee mountains blind mole rat) is the source of this 3679-nucleotide messenger RNA. RefSeq names its product ZFP36 ring finger protein like 2 (gene Zfp36l2). Gene Ontology annotation, molecular function: mRNA binding; metal ion binding. The record is from RefSeq and is a predicted model, not a curated record. NCBI's taxonomy places the organism in Eukaryota, Metazoa, Chordata, Mammalia, Rodentia, Spalacidae. The transcript is spliced from 2 exons. The coding region runs from base 323 to 1780 and encodes 485 amino acids.
CUCACGGGCCCCGGAGUUCCAGCAGUUCGCGAGCUGCCGUCGGCUCCGCGCGGGGGGCGGGCCGGGCACCCCGGGGCGCCGACAGCCCUCUUCGCUUCUCCUCUGUCCCCCCACUCCGCACUCCAGAGCCCUCUCAGCCCGCUCCACGCUACCGCUUUCUCUCUCUCUCUCUCUCUCUCUCUCUCUCGGCCUCCGAAGCAAACUUUCCGUUCCUCCCCGCCCCUCGCCCGUUAUUCGUCGUGGCUCGAGCCCGGCCGCGCCGCCCCGAGGGCUCCUCCCAACCUCCCCGUUUGCGGCUCCGACCACUACAGGACCCAGAAAAAUGUCGACCACACUUCUGUCGGCCUUCUACGACAUCGACUUCUUGUGCAAGACGGAGAAAUCGCUGGCCAACCUCAGUCUGAACAGUAUGCUAGACAAGAAGGCGGUGGGGACGCCCGUGGCCGCCGCCUCCAGCUCGAGCUUCACGCCGGGCUUCCUCCGACGGCACUCGGCCAGCAACCUGCACGCGCUCGCCCAUCCCGCUCCCAACCCGGGCAGCUGCUCGCCCAAGUUCCCGGGCGCUGCUAACGGCGGUAGCUGCGGCCCCGCGGGGGCGGGAGGCCCAGCCCCCUAUGGGCCGCUGAAGGAGCCGUCGGGGGGCACCGGCACGGCGUUACUCAACAAGGAGAACAAAUUCCGGGACCGCUCGUUCAGCGAGAACGGCGAGCGCAGCCAGCACCUCCUGCACCUGCAGCAGCAGCAGCAGCAGAAGGGGGGCAGCGGCUCCCAGAUCAACUCGACGCGCUACAAGACGGAGCUGUGCCGCCCUUUUGAGGAGAGCGGCACGUGCAAGUACGGCGAGAAGUGUCAGUUCGCGCACGGCUUCCACGAGCUGCGCAGCCUCACGCGGCACCCCAAGUACAAGACCGAGCUGUGCCGCACUUUCCACACCAUUGGUUUUUGCCCCUACGGCCCCCGCUGCCACUUCAUCCACAACGCGGACGAGCGGCGGCCCGCGCCGUCGGGGGGCGGCGCCUCCGGGGACCUGCGCUCUUUCAGCGCCCGCGACGCGCUGCACCUGGGCUUCCCCCGCGAGCCGCGGCCUAAGCUGCACCACAGCCUCAGCUUCUCGGGCUUCCCGUCCGGCCACCACCAGCCCCCGGGGGGCCUCGAGUCGCCGCUGCUGCUCGACAGCCCCACGUCGCGCACGCCUCCGCCGCCCUCCUGCUCCUCCGCCUCGUCCUGCUCCUCGUCCGCCUCGUCCUGUUCCUCGGCCUCGGCGGCCUCCACGCCCUCGGGCGCCCCGACCUGCUGCGCCUCGGCGGCGGCUGCCGCACUGCUAUACGGCGGCGGCGCGGAGGACCUACUGACUCCCGGGGCGCCGUGCGCCGCCUGCUCGGCCGCCUCGUGCGCCAACAAUGCCUUUGCCUUCGGUCCGGAGUUGAGCAGCCUCAUCACGCCGCUGGCCAUCCAGACCCACAACUUCGCCGCUGCCGCCGCCGCCUACUACCGCAGCCAGCAGCAGAGCCUGGCGCCUCCCGCGCCGCCCUCCGCCGCGCCCCUGCCCGCAGCGGCUCCUGCGCCGCCCUCGCCGCCCUUCAGCUUCCAGCUGCCGCGCCGCCUGUCCGAGUCGCCGGUGUUCGACGCGCCCCCCAGCCCCCCGGACUCGCUGUCCGACCGUGACAGCUACCUGAGCGGCUCCCUGAGCUCGGGCAGCCUGAGUGGCUCGGAGUCCCCCAGCCUCGACCCCGGCCGCCGGCUGCCCAUCUUCAGCCGCCUCUCCAUCUCCGACGACUGAGGCAAGAGGGCGCCAGUGAGGAGCUGGAGGGAGAGGUGGUGUUGGGGGGAGCCCCUCGCGGUCUCAGCCCUGCUGGGGGUGCCCAAAGCCACAGGCAGAUUUGCAGACCCGAACCGAGCACUUGGACUCGAACUCUGUGCUGGGAGGGGCCCCGCCCCUCCCCUUUCGGUUUUCUCGUUUCGUUUUUUUCUACUAUUUUAUUAUUACCAAGUUUCGUUCUUGUUGAAAUAAAGCCAACGAACCUUUUGUAUUGAUGAACAAAAUAUUCACAACAGGGCAGUUGUGAUGCGAAUAGAACAAAAAUACCAAACACUUUUAGGACUCAGAUGCCUUUGAGACUGUAGACAAAAAAAAAAAAUCAGCCCAGCACCAGCAGCUACCAACCACCAUUCCAUCUCCUCACUUGAAAGCCUUAGUUACAGUCCAGAUGUGAGAACUCUAUAAACUUGAAAGGAGUUCCUAAUGUUUGUCUCUGACCAGUGUAAGCAAACUAGCUGGCUCCCACCUCCCUAAGCUAUGAACUUCUAGAAUCCAAUAUUCUGCCAAGAAUAUGCCUUGAUAUUAGUGCUCAGCCCGGUAGGUUGUGGGGUGGUUUUUUUUUUUGUUGUUUUGUUUUUUUUAAAUACUCUGCGGGGGGGGGGAUCCUUUGCAUUCCAAAGUUUGAUACUGGUUUCAUUGCCACCACUUAGUGGAUGUUUAGCUUAGAACCAUUUCAGUCUGCUCUCUGGAAUCCUUCGGCAGAGCCUAGUUUGUAAUUGUUGGGAAAAAACUGCUGAAUUUUUAGCUGUUUUGAGUUGAUUCGCACCACUGCACCACAACUCAAUAUGAGAAAACUAUUUAACUUAUUUAUUAUCUUGUGAAAAGUAUACAUUGAGAAUUUUGUUCAUACUGUAUUUAUCGAGUAUGAUGAAAAGCAAUAGAUAUAUAUUCUUUUAUUAUGUUAAAUUAUGAUUGCCAUUAUUAAUCGGCAAAAUGUGGAGUGUAUGUUCUUUUCACAGUAAUAUAUGCCUUUUGUAACUUCACUUGGUUAUUUUAUUGUAAAUGAGUAAAAAAAAUCUUAAUUUAAGAGAUUGUAUGUAAUAUUUAUUUCAUUAAUUUCUUUCCUUGUUUACGUAAAUUUCGAAAGAUUGCAUGAUUUCUUUACAGAAAUCUAUCUUGAUGCUGUGGAAGUAAUUUGAGGACUAUUUUAUGAGUUUUCUUAGAAUGUAUAAUGGUUGUAGCCCAUCCAACUUUAAAGAGGAAAAAAGAAUGACCACAUCCUUUGCAAUCAGGCUUACAUGUGGUAUCCUUUUCUAAUUCUGAUUUUAUAAACUAGAAAAAAUGUUGUGUUUGCUGAUUCCACCAGUUCUACUGUGACAUUCUAGAGUAUAAAGACAUGUAGCAAUAAUGGGGAAAAUAGUCUCCCAGUGCCUUCAGAAGGGGCCAAACUCGCCUUAAAUCUUCCUCAACCAAAUAAGUAUUUUUAUUAGUGCUUGAGAGAAUUUGAAUGUAGGAUGGGUUCAACUGCACAAAAGGAAAAGAUUUUUACCACUUUUUAUAUAGCUGUAAAGCAAAGUGGCCACCUGUGCUGAAAUGGCAUGCAGAACACGAAUAUGCCUUGUUUGAUUAUAGGAGAUUCCAAAACUUGUACUCUUUAUUUUUCCAUGUAAAAAGGCAGGAAUGUCUCCAGCUUUCCUGGGUGGGAUGAAUGAGUGGUAGCUUAGUUUGUAGGUACAGUUGGAGCACUAUGUAUGUACUCUCUGGACUACUUUGACAGAAGUAGGAUUUUGAAUGUAACAAGAUAAGUCAACUUGAGUUGUAAUAUAUUUUGGGGAAUCAGUUCACUACAAAUUGUGACUGUAAACGUUGUACUGUAAAUGUUUUGUAGUUUUCCCCCCAAUAAAAUUUUUGGGAAAAGAA